This is a messenger RNA of Cylicostephanus goldi, 564 nucleotides long. The record is from the annotation of a GenBank genome assembly. Lineage: Eukaryota; Metazoa; Nematoda; Chromadorea; Rhabditida; Strongylidae.
AUGCUGCGAUUGUAUAACUCAUUCUGCAUCUCUGCAGUUCGGGCUAUCAACUCUACUUGGCUUCGCAGAUGUGAUGCGUCACAUUUUCUGACUAAUAAUGCUCGGUUUCUCAAUCAGUUCACACCAUAUCACACCAUUUUCUCGUCUUUACCUGAAAGUUACUUCAAACUAUUUUGGAAAACCCGACUUGCUCUCUAUUAUGUAUACACCAACAUCUCAUCACAUUACGACUGGUACUACAAAGCUGAUGAUGACACUUAUGUCGUCGUGGAGAAUCUCAGAGCAUAUCUGGCCACUCUUGAUCCCAACAAGCCAUACUAUAUAGGCUUCCGCGUGAAAAGAAGAAUGCCGAAGCAUGGAUAUAAUGCUGGCGGAAGUGGUUAUGCGAUGAGUCGAGCAGCAAUGAAAGUGUUCGCUGAGCAAUUGUUCCAUCGAAAAUCUCUCUGUCCGUAUCAUGAAUGGGAGGAUUUAGCUGUAGCCAGGUACAUCUACUGUUCAUUCCAUCGCCUUGCAACUUGUAAUUUCAACGGGACAGUGGAAUCCAGGAAAUCUAGACGUUAUUAG